AUAUGGUGGAAUAAAACCUGCAUGCUGGAAACGGUGUUACAGGUUAUCGUUGUAAACAAUUUUCUUCUUUUGAUCAUUCUAAAUUGAUGUUGAGUUUUUAAUUCUUUUAGAUGUGCAAAUGAAUUUAUUCAAAAUGGUUCACAGUCUUUUCAAAUUGAAAAUUACUUAAUUGAAAAUUUAUUCGAUUCUCGUAUUCUGAUUUGCAGUUACUCAUAAAGUAUUGGGUCGUGUUAAUUGAAACUAUUCCAUUAUGGCGAAUGAAACUCCAGUCAACUCUUUCGUAAACUCCACCUACCCCGAACUAGUCAACUUCAGUAUCCUGAAUGAGCUGUACGGGAACAAAGAGGGAAGGGAGGACGAGAGGGUGUUCCAUUUCAUGCCCCGGAGUGCCACCAAGUCACACCAGAUCAAUGUGGUCGGACUGGCUCAGGCCAUCAUUGGGUUCACCAGGAACUUCUCAGACGAAUCAGCAGAAGUAGUGACGACAGAGAAGAGACGCCAGUAUUACCUCAACCCAGAGCCAAACUUCUUCAUGAUUCUAACGAUGAGUGUACCCAGAAAAGACACUAAUGCUACAGGUGGCCAUAGUGUGACCCAGUAUGACCAUGGCAAAGUGCCGGACAGAGUAUACGGCAGUGUGUUGAAGCAGGCAUACAAGGCAUUCAAGUUUUUCCACGGAAAAUUCCAGAACAUUCUAGACGAAUGUGGCGAAGACAAACUGCGUGCGCAGCUAAAUUUCUUCACCUCCUACUUUGAGCGACUGGACUUCGCCUCCUGUGACGUGUUGACCAUCUUCGAAGGCAUCAAGUUCCUCCCUAUAGACAAAGACACAUACCUCAGGGUGCAGUCAUUCGCAGGGUCCCUGGAGCACGAGUUGUUCACUGAGAUCGGCUUCUCUGGAGUGGAGGUGUCCAGCUUCUUCAUGUAUCUGGACUUCCUCAUCUGGAGCAGUCUCAACCAGACAGACACUCAAGUACUCUAUGAACACAUGGUCAAAAAGGUCAUCCCGGAAAGUCUGAAGAAUGAACUAUUGGUGACUGACUCUGUGCCCACCUACACUGGUCAGUUUGUGCACCCAUCCUAUGGACCAGAAGGGGAGGAGUUUGGGGAUAUAGGCAGUGGCAUUGAUCAGUUCCAUAAUGUACCACAUGCUGUUAGUGGCGACGCAGAAUCUGUGCGUACAGUGUACCUCGGAAGUGGCGACUCGUUUUCAGCCACGGGUGGAAAAGAGAGUAAAUUGAGAGCCAACUGGCUGGUCAUCUACAGGUCCAAGAACAUGUGGGUGUGUCUGUUGAUCGACAAGGCAUCCAAACCAGAACUGAAGUUGGAUUUCUUCCGGAGGGUCCAUGGGUUUCUAGGCCCUGGACUGUCGUCUCUCUCUGAUGACGUCGUGAUUUCUCUGGAUCGACACAAAAUGACGCAAAAUACUGGAGGUAACGGGGGACCACAGAUGCAUCCACAACUAGUCUGCUACAUUUACUUCAAUAGAAUGAAUCUGGCCACCAGAGCUCAGAACGCGGACAGAUCGAACAGUGCGAACAGACUUGCUUCUAGUCAUGAGCUGAUGCUGCAGUUGUGUGAUCUGCACAAUGACCUCAACAAUCAACCUAUGCAUUCUUCCAGGGAUCCCAACAAACAGUCCGAGUUUAUCGAGAGACUGGCGAAGAACAACCAGGGCUACUGGCUGUACGGCAGAAUCAGUCACCAGAGAGAAGUUUACAUGGUCAUCAACAACAAAGAGAAAGCACUGAAGGACGUGUACGAAACAAUGGCGUCUAUUCUAGAGACAGAAUUCGGAAAUUUAUUCUACGCCGUCUAGAUCAUUCUAGAAUAUUCUCAAUUCUUGAAUUUUCUCAUGUGGAAGUUUAAAUUAUUAUGGGAUUUAUUGGAGAAUGUUGUGACGUGGAAGUUCUAAUCUAAAUUAUGAAUACGAGCAGACCAGAAUCGUCCGCUAUUUUUGAAGAGUCCAUUACACCCUAUGGAAGUCGCAUUGGAGUUUACACUCAUAUCAGCAAUUAUCACAAUUUUAUUGUUAUCUUCACUUGGGAGUUUAUUUUUGACAGGUCCCAGAACCAAACAAGGAAAUAAGUUUCUCUUGGUUCUUCAUGAUAUUUUGAGUUACCUUCAAAAAACUUUUCGGAAGCUUAUGGCCAACUUGCGAGGAAAUUUCUGCUUGAAAUAAAUAGCGUGUUGAACACUGUUUCAGCUGCUGUGAAAUUGUUCUCUUGAAAAGUUAACUUUAUUGUCAAUUCUAAUUUUUGAACUACUAUGUUUGCUGAUCAAUUGAAUAGAUAUUUAUA
Molecule: messenger RNA, 2300 nt
Organism: Symsagittifera roscoffensis
Lineage: Eukaryota; Metazoa; Xenacoelomorpha; Acoela; Convolutidae
Product: vacuolar fusion protein CCZ1 homolog
Exons: 11
Coding region: 251-1819 (522 amino acids)
Biological process (GO): vesicle-mediated transport
Cellular component (GO): intracellular membrane-bounded organelle; Mon1-Ccz1 complex
Source: RefSeq, a predicted model, not a curated record